UAUAUUAAAAUAAAUGAGGUGGUUGGUGAAGUGCGGGGUGUGCACACUAGUCAUAAAUUCCGUGUACGUCUCAAUCUAAAAAUAUGUCUGGCAGGGGUAAAACUGGUGGUAAAGCCCGGGCUAAGGCAAAAUCUCGCUCUUCUCGUGCCGGGCUACAGUUCCCAGUGGGCCGUGUUCACAGAUUGUUGCGCAAAGGUAACUACGCAGAACGAGUCGGUGCUGGGGCUCCCGUUUACCUGGCUGCCGUGUUGGAAUAUCUGACCGCUGAGAUAUUGGAAUUGGCUGGUAACGCUGCCAGAGACAACAAGAAGACGAGGAUCAUCCCUCGUCACCUGCAGCUGGCUGUCCGCAACGAUGAGGAGCUGAACAAGCUUUUAGGCGGCGUAACCAUCGCUCAAGGUGGAGUUUUACCCAAUAUCCAGGCUGUGCUGCUGCCCAAGAAAACCGAGAAGCCGGCAAAGAGCAAGUAACCAAAGUUUAUCCAGAGCCACCCACGUCAAUAUCAAGAGCUGUUCCUCCGUGACUGCCUAACGGCCCAUGUUAAUUGGCCUUUCUAUCGAACUCGUUUUGGGGGCGCCAGCAAAUAGACUUCAGCCACUUGUCAUUUUAAAUUGAACUCUACACGUCUUGCUAUACAAUUAUUUUCGGACAUUAACUAUUUGGACAUUUCGCACUAGUUUUAAAAGUAGGCCACGUUGCACUUUGCGGUGAAUGUUUAUUUGAAGAGAGGCCUGCAAAGCGGUCGACACACCAGUACGUCCACAGGCCUACUUUAUAGACCGCAAAAGCUAACCGAAAACAAAUGCUGACACUUGUCUGCACGGUAUUGACAGGAUUCAUUUGUUUAUGGACCAAUUGAUUUUUAUUUAACUUCAAUGUUGUAUAGCCUACAUUAACUAUUUUUGUGGAAUUGUAAGAUUUGAGGUUAACUCAGUUAUGAUAUCAGUUUAAUUUGUAAUCAAACUGUUCGAAUUGUUUCGUUAAUAAAUGUCCCGUACUAUUAA
Messenger RNA from Conger conger (European conger), 1004 nucleotides. RefSeq names its product histone H2A. Gene Ontology annotation, molecular function: protein heterodimerization activity; structural constituent of chromatin; DNA binding. Lineage: Eukaryota; Metazoa; Chordata; Actinopteri; Anguilliformes; Congridae. The coding region runs from base 84 to 470 and encodes 128 amino acids. The record is from RefSeq and is a predicted model, not a curated record. Gene Ontology annotation, cellular component: nucleosome. The transcript has a single exon.